This is a messenger RNA of Fonsecaea pedrosoi CBS 271.37, 2457 nucleotides long. RefSeq lists its product as uncharacterized. The transcript is spliced from 3 exons. Gene Ontology annotation, molecular function: phosphorelay response regulator activity; protein kinase activator activity. The coding region runs from base 1 to 2457 and encodes 818 amino acids. Gene Ontology annotation, cellular component: Mcs4 RR-MAPKKK complex. Lineage: Eukaryota; Fungi; Ascomycota; Eurotiomycetes; Chaetothyriales; Herpotrichiellaceae. The record is from RefSeq and is a predicted model, not a curated record. Gene Ontology annotation, biological process: osmosensory signaling via phosphorelay pathway.
AUGCCGUUAUCGAGACCCCGUCAACGUCCGCGCAUUCCUCUGUUCCGCAGCCUGAGUGCAAGCGCCGCGCCCACGGAUAACGCCACCAGCGCCCAGGAUGAAACCCAACCCCGUCAACGCUCGUCUGGUGGCUUCAGUCUUCCCACCUUGUCUACCCUCGCCAGCUUGAAUUUCUAUCGCCGACCACGCACCAAAUCUACAGGCAAGCAAAGGAGUACUCCCGUAGAAGACGCCCAGAGUCCCGAGCGACCGAGCACCACAUCGCCUCAGGUCGCCCCUAGAAAGAGGCCUAAUAAGCCCAAAGAUCUACCGCUGCCGCUGGGGCCGCCCAAUAGCAACACGGGGGACACCAACACCACCACUGCACCAGCCACAGUUGCACCCACAACACCCACCCGACUCGAGCCCGAGCCCGAGCCAGAGCCAGAGCCUAGUGAUCCCGAAUCCACCUUGGCCAGUGCGGCUCCAGCUUCUCGUUCAGUUUCACUUUCUCUUCACCCAGACACCACCUCCAGCACCACCGCCGACACCAGAACCUCCAUUCCGACAACAAACACUGCUCCUACGACGGCUUCUCUCGACAGUUCAAAACCGACUGGACCUGCUCCUCCUUCGUCCCCGGCCCUCGCUCAAUCCUUCUGUCCUGAGGUCCGCAUUCAACGUCCUUCCACUCCGACUAUCCCGACCCUCUCCUCUGUACAAUGCCUUCGACAUGAGACGCUCGACGUUAUGCAGAGAAAAAUAUGGGUGAAACGACCCGGCGCCUCUCCGACCCGAGUCGAAGUUGCCGAAGAUGACCUGGUCGACAACGUCCGCGAUGUCAUUCUGCAAAAAUACGCCAACUCGCUGGGUCGCAGCAUCGACGCUCCAGACAUCACCCUCAAAAUCAUUAGCCGAGAACAUGGCAACAAAAAUGUGAACGCUGAGCGUGCUUUGGGUCCCGAGGAACCCAUCGGCGCCACCCUCGAUGCCUAUUAUCCCGGCGGCCAGCAGGUCGACGAAGCCCUCAUUAUCGAAGUGGCUACCCGCAGAACCCCCCGCGCCUCUCCUCGCCCUGGAAACCACCAGGUCUCCUACUACUAUACCGACCAAUACCGCCCCGAUGACGCUGCGCGAGAGUACUUCCCACCCAUGCCGCUCCACUCUCCUCACCUAGCCCACGUUCCGCAUCCUAAUUCGGCUCAUUCCAUGGCCGUCUUGACCACCGGCCAGCUGCCCCCUUUACCUAGUCCCGGCUCACAUGGCCAGAGAAGACACGCAAGGCCGAAAUAUGCACGACAGCACACAAGCAGUCCCACCAUCCUCCAUACCGUUCAGCCGAAUGGUCAAGUUAUAGAAUCCAAAGCACAGCUCAACGGGCCCGCACCUUCAUCAGCUCCUCUUCCUACACCGCCCGCCCAGGGAUCGAAUGAACAUAACCCCUCGAUCACACCCCCUAACCGAGUCUCAUCUCCACAUCCGGGGCAAAAAUUGAGGAGGCGAAAAGGUCCUGCCUUUGGUCGGUCCGUCAACGGUGACCCACAAGCCGCUCCCAAGUCUCUCCCCGCUGCCGCAAGUCUGUUGGACGGAACAGUUCCACCGAUCAACGUCUUGUUGGUGGAAGACAAUGUAAUCAAUCUGAAGCUGCUCGAGGCCUUUAUGAAACGCCUAAAGGUGAGAUGGAAAUCUGCAAUGAAUGGUAAAGAAGCAGUGGCUAUGUGGAGAACAGGUGGAUUCCAUUUGGUUUUGAUGGAUAUCCAACUGCCGGUCAUGAAUGGGCUGGAAGCCACCAAAGAGAUUCGACGCCUCGAGGCCGUAAAUGGCAUUGGUGUUUUCAGUGGCAGCCCUAUCGAGACCGCCUUGAAGAGCCCCCAGGUCAACGGAAGCCCUGUAGGCGAGGCGGAUGCCCUCCCCGACCGCAGCCUGUUCAAAAGUCCUGUCAUUAUUGUGGCUUUGACCGCAAGUAGUUUGCAGAGUGAUAGGCAUGAGGCUCUAGCUGCUGGCUGUAACGACUUCUUGACAAAGCCGGUCAACUUUGUAUGGAUGGAGCGUAAAGUCACGGAAUGGGGCUGUAUGCAAGCACUGAUUGACUAUGAUGGGUGGAGGAAAUGGAAGCAGUAUGCCGAGGACAAGAAUAAUGAAGAUCCGGCCAAGAAAGCAGCCGACGACAAAGAAGAAAAGGCCAAAGCGAAGGCUGCACUCAAAGCCAUGUUCUCGAGACCUCCCCCGACCACGAAGAAGGACAAGGAUAGUGGAACAAGCAGCGGAUCCAACAACACCACCACAACAAUCUCGUCGACAACAACCAACCCCAGCACCGAAAGAACAUCAACCCCGGUGCAGAACGGCACGCCCAAAAAAGGAGGCGGUUCAGGCCAAGGCUCCAAUCCAAGAACCCACAAGAGCAAUCGCAGCAUUGCUAGUGGAGGUGGUGGAAGCCUAGAGAGCAUGGCCGAGGAGGACGAAAAGGCAGCAUGA